Messenger RNA from Perkinsus marinus ATCC 50983, 909 nucleotides. RefSeq lists its product as hypothetical. The transcript is spliced from 5 exons. The record is from RefSeq and is a predicted model, not a curated record. Bases 1 to 909 code for a protein of 302 amino acids. Gene Ontology annotation, molecular function: GTP binding; GTPase activity. Lineage: Eukaryota; Perkinsozoa; Perkinsida; Perkinsidae.
AUGUCAACUAUCAUUGACAACAACACUCCUCUGAGUGUCAGUCGAAGGGCCUCAAACACCACUGUCUACUACAACUAUGAGGAUCCUAAGAAGGCCGCCAACUGCUCAGGGACCCUCUACCCUCCCCCCAAGCCUCCUUCUGGUCACAUCGCUGGUCUUCCCUCCGCUGGGCACCGCUCCACGCCUUCCAACACCUCAGCUGCUGUAUCGGAGCACUUUCACCAUGGAGGGUCUAGCACUAUGCCUGGCACCCCCAACCUGGCGGCGAGCACCAACAGCAGCUGUAUCAGUCCCUGUGUACAGGCCUCUCAACUUCCACAAGGCUCCACGGUUGAAUACUAUAGUCAAUCUCUAGGCCGUUGGAUCCCUGCGAAGGUGAUGUCGGUGAUCCCUCCUGAUGACCCUCGAGCUGGUGGCAGCAAGGUCGGCCUCGUCCAUCUAGACUGCAAGCCCAUGGCUAGAGUUGAGCAGGUUCGCUAUGCUGGCCCCCCGGCUGGGAUGCCUCUCUACUCUGGUGGCCCCCUGUCGUCGGCGCCGACCCCCAACUUCAUCGAUGUCCCGGCCGCCUUCUCGAUGUUCAACUCCUCUUCUCCCCCAUCCUUCGUCCCAGGGCCAUCAGUUGGCCCUCCAACUGUGCGGGUCAUGAGGACCACUACUAUUCCCACCGCCUACCGCCGUUCUUCGUACAUUACUAAGACCACUAGUAUGGCCUUCAAGAACCCCGGCAAAGCUGUCCAACUGAUCUCGUUUGACGGCGAUAAGCUCGUUGUGAAACCCGAGGCCCUUGCCCUCCUGGAGGCUCUCGGACACGACAAGCAAGUGAGCGUCGUUACAGUAGUUGGUAUGUACCGGACGGGUAAGAGCUACCUCCUCAACAGGCUCGUCAGAGGUAAGUCGACUGCCUUGUAG